GUUGAACAAGUCAGCUAAAACCGGUCCUGAUUUCGACUAUUUUUAUAUAGAUAUUUAAAAAAACAUUUCAAUUCGUCAUUAAUUCUCUCAGCCCGCCGCGUCGUCACAUUUCCCAAAAACCCCUAUCCCAAUUCAACCGCCUCUCGGAAUCGCGAUUUGGAAAAAUCUCGUUAGAUCGAGAUCGAUUAAUUAUUCCGAUGUGCCUCAACCUCAUAAAAAGAAACACGACAACGCGAAACGUUUCAGUAAAAAGCUCUCACGACACCGCAACAAACAACAAAAAAUCUAAUCGCAUGGCGAUAUAAUUAUUCAAGUUCAGUUAUUGACAGUAGUAUACACAAGUUAAGCGAUCGCUCGAGAGCUUUAGCGGUAAACCAACCGUACUCGAGAGCACUGCUCGAGAGUUGCGCGUCCUUUUAUUUUGCCAAGUAAAAUUUCCGAUUUGUUCGCAGUUCAGACAAACAUGAUAAACCGUUUGUGAAAUUUUUGCAGUACAAUGGAAGGAAGGUAUACUGGGGGUGAUUACGAUGCCGAUCGUGGUGGAAUCGAAAAUACGGGGUUUCAGUUGCAGGAAAAUAGUGAUUCGUACUUAAAGAACGGUGCAGUGUUGAACCAAACGACCACGUUGCAAGUGCCCCCCAAGAGAAAGAAGUCCUUGGUGCAACUCACGAAGGAGGCUUUGCCCAGAUUGGAAAACUAUAGGAAUUCCAGGAAGGCCGUUAAGAGACCUAGUUUAGGGGAGCUUCAUGAAGGAGAGGAGUCUGUAAAGGAAGCUCCUUCAAUCGAUGCUAGCGAAACAUUAGAUGACUUAUCUGAGCCCCACGCUGGUAUAAAAUUAGGAUGGAUACAGGGUGUUUUAAUACCAUGUCUUCUCAAUAUUUGGGGAGUCAUGCUGUUUCUUCGGUUAUCUUGGGUAGUUGCAGAAGCUGGCAUUGGUCAUUCCUUGUUAAUAAUAGCCAUCUCAGCGGUAGUUUGUAUUAUAACCACCUUGUCACUGUCAGCUAUUUGUACAAACGGAGAAGUAAAAGGAGGUGGUAUAUAUUAUUUCAUUUCCCGAUCGUUGGGACCUGAAUUUGGUGCUUCAGUAGGAGUGGUAUUCGCGUUUGCGAACGCAGUAUCUGCUUCUAUGAACACUAUAGGUUUCUGCAAUUCUCUUAGCGAUCUCCUUCGUAAUUACGACCUCCGCAUCAUCGACGGCGAUGUCCAAGAUACCAGAAUAGUAGGAACUGCUGCUACCGUAGUGAUGAUACUCAUUUGUGCCAUAGGAAUGGAGUGGGAAUCGAAAGCCCAAAACUUUUUGAUAGCGGCUAUUGUAGGCGCUAUGAUUGAUUUUAUAGUCGGUACUAUUAUUGGACCAACUUCUGACAUACAAAGGGCUAAAGGUUUCGUGGGAUUUAACACAACGACAUUUGCCGAAAAUUGGGCUCCUGCAUACAGACCAAUGGAAGACAUACCUUAUAAUUUCUUCCAAGUUUUCGCAAUAUUUUUUCCUUCAGUGACGGGCAUUCAAGCUGGUGCGAAUAUUUCAGGGGAUUUAAAAGAUCCAGCCACAGCUAUUCCAAAAGGAACCCUACUAGCUCUCUUGAUAUCAAUGGCGUCCUAUGCCCUUUUCGUCAUUUUUGCCGGUGGAGCUGCAAUGCGGGAUGCCAGUGGAUACGUUACCGAUUUAAUCAAUGGUACUUUGACCGAUUGCGUUGCACAUAACAACUGUUCCUUCGGGCUCUUUAACAGCUACGAAAUGAUGCAAGUCAUGUCGAGUUGGUGGCCGCUCAUAUACGCCGGGUGCUUUGCUGCCACUUUAAGUACCGCACUUACUAAUCUACUCUCAGUACCAAGACUAAUUCAAGCUUUGGGCAUAGAUAGGAUAUAUCCAGGACUCAUUUACUUUUCUAAAGGAUAUGGAAAACAUGGGGAGCCUUACAGGGGAUACGUACUGACAUUUUUCGUGUCUGUAGCGUUUCUUUUGAUAGCUGAGCUAAAUGCAAUAGCUCCUUUGAUAUCCAACUUCUAUUUAGCAUCUUACGCCCUCAUCAAUUUUUGUACCUUCCACGCUGCUCUAAUCAAACCGUUAGGAUGGAGACCAACGUUUAGGUGGUAUAAUAAAUGGUUAAGUUUCGCUGGCUUCUUGAUGUGCGUGGUGAUAAUGUUUCUCAUCAAUUGGUGGUCCUCUUUGAUAACUUUUGGAAUUAUAUGGGGGUUGUAUCUUUUGGUAGUGUAUAGGAAACCAGAUGUUAACUGGGGAUCUUCAACACAAGCCCAAACAUACAAAACAGCUCUUACAACAGCCCAAAGAUUGAUCAACGUGAGUGAACACGUCAAAAAUUAUAAGCCUCAAAUUUUGGUGCUUUGUGGAUCACCUAAAUCGCGACCGUUGCUUAUAGAUUUUGCAAAUUUGAUUACCAAGACCCACUCUUUGCUGAUUAUUGGAGAUGUGAUUAAUAAACGUAUCCACCAUAGGAUACGCUCAGCUAGAACCACGAAGGGCUACGCUUACUUACGAAGCAGGAAAGUUAAAGCUUUUUAUACCAUUAUUGACAAUAUGCCAUUCGAAGUGGGCGCUAAAGCCUUACUGCAAACUUCUGGUAUUGGAAAGCUCUGUCCCAAUGUACUAAUGAUGGGGUACAAAAACGACUGGCAGAUAUGCGGCAAAGAAGAAUUAUUGGCUUAUUUUAAUGUUUUACAUGCUGCGCUUGAUCAUAGAGUUGCAGUUACAAUUUUGAGAUUGGGAGACGGAUUAGAUCAUAGCAAAUUAUUAGAUGAUGAAGACCAGGUUCCAGUAAACAACGAUUCAACUUUGACUCCAGCAACCAGACAUGAUUUCAGAACUUCUAUUUCCAGUAAUAUUAUGCACGCCGACUCUAAUCUGAGCCUAACGACUGUGGGUCUCCCAGACAACAAUUUUAACUUAAAUUUCCAAACUCCUGCUGGCUCGACCAACGCCAAACCAAAGAAACAGCGCCCAGGUCUAAACGAAAUUUUGGUGACGUCUCCAGAUCAAUUCGCCAAACUCGAAGAAAGGGUAGAUAUGUUCAGAAGAAAACAACCCAAAGGUUUCAUCGACGUGUGGUGGUUGUACGAUGAUGGAGGCUUGACAAUGCUGCUUCCUUAUAUUAUUUCUACCAGAAACAGUUGGUCUAGCUGCAAACUUAGAGUCUUUGCUUUGGCGACUAACAAGAAUGAGCUAGAACUUGAAGAACGAAACAUGGCAUACCUCUUAUCAAAGUUCAGAUUAGAUUAUUACAGUUUAAAAAUGGUAUCACUAGUAGACAAGCCUCAAGAUUCGACUAUAUCCUUUUUCAAUGAACUAUUAGAUAGAUUCAAGACAAACGAAGAAGUCAAAGAAAGUGAUUGUAUGGUGAGUACAGCAGAAAUUUUGGCAUCUCAAGAUAAAACUUAUAGGCAGCUGCGAUUAAGGGAACUACUGCUACAAUAUUCCAGUGAUGCCAAUUUAAUAGUCAUGUCGCUUCCUAUGCCACGAAAAGGCACUGUAUCAGCGCCGCUAUACAUGGCAUGGUUAGAAGCACUUACUAGAGAUAUGCCCCCUUAUUUGCUGGUCAGGGGCAACCAACAGUCUGUGUUAACUUUCUAUUCUUAAAUGUAUAUAGAUUUUAUUGGUAAAGCGUUUAUUUUAUAUUGUAAAUUUUGUUAAGUAAUUUAUAUAUCAAGUAGUGUUUUUAAAAAAUAAUAAAUGACAUAUGCUAGUUUGUGUUUAUUUUAAUUCCACAUAAUAUCACAAUUCUUCAUGAGAAUUUCUGUACAUUCCUUUGAACAUGUGUCCACUUCAUUUAGGAGAUAUUAGGAGAAUUCCAACCAGGUAACAAACAUUUUCGAAUUCGGAGACAUUUUUUGUGAAUUUUGGUGGUCUUUCGCUGGCACUUGUCAACAAACACAUUC
This is a messenger RNA of Psylliodes chrysocephalus, 3894 nucleotides long. Lineage: Eukaryota; Metazoa; Arthropoda; Insecta; Coleoptera; Chrysomelidae. The record is from the annotation of a GenBank genome assembly.